Ipomoea nil (Japanese morning glory) is the source of this 3977-nucleotide messenger RNA. RefSeq names its product protein SPA1-RELATED 2. Gene Ontology annotation, molecular function: ATP binding; protein kinase activity; protein binding. Lineage: Eukaryota; Viridiplantae; Streptophyta; Magnoliopsida; Solanales; Convolvulaceae. Bases 192 to 3335 code for a protein of 1047 amino acids. The transcript has 8 exons. Gene Ontology annotation, biological process: protein phosphorylation; photomorphogenesis. The record is from RefSeq and is a predicted model, not a curated record.
CAGUAAAAAUGAAAAAAAUAGAAGGAAGAUACUCAACUCUUUCUUAGGGCUUUUCUUUUCUCCUUUUCUUUUUCUUUUUCUAUGGCUCUCAAAAUUCCGAUUUUUUUGUUCUCAAUCCUCUGCUCCGUCUCCCUCGAUUCUUCCCUCCGUGCCAAGCCAACACGUGAUUGAAUAAGAAAAAAUUGGAUGAUAUGGAUGAAAGUGUGGGUGAUGAGGUGAAUGAAAUGGCUGUUGUUGAUGGAGCGCUCCUCAGAAGUAAGGAGAGUGGAUACAGUUUGAAGCUUAGUGAGCAUGGUAUUCAGGAAUCACAUGAAGUGGUUGGUCUGGAUGAGGGUGAUCAUCAUGAGAACCCUGCCCAGUACUUCAUAGAUAUUCUUGAUGGAAAGAGUAUGGGCAGAAUUGGAUCUUCAGGACAUGCAAGUUCAAGUCCACGUUGUAUGGAUGAUUCUGAGGUUAUGGUUAGAGAGUUGACAUUGAAAAAUUAUAAUGGUGAAAAUUUAGCUAUGAUUGGUGCGCCAGGCAACAGAGAACGAGUGCAAACUAGGCCCAAUCACUGGAAAACUUUAUAUCAAGUAGCCGGUGGAUCAGGAAAAGGAAGUUUACAUAGAGAAGCCACUGAUAAAGACCAGUCUUCCACAUUAUCAAAUCUCUUUGAAGGUGAAGAAGACAGAAUGUUCACUGAAUUUUUGGAGCAGAAUCAGAAGUCAACAAAUGAAAGCCAUAAUUUAGUCACAGGAAAUUCACAGAGUAAGGACAACAAAUCUGUUUCGAAUGACAUAUUACUGGCUUCUGGGGGUAUACGAACAAAAAUCUUAUCAAAGUCUGGGUUUUCUGAGUAUUUUAUAAAGAGCACAUUGAAGGGAAAGGGAACCAUACAAAGAGGCCCAACUACCAGAGCGUUGGGAAGGGAGUACCUUGACCAUCCUCACUCGGAUCGUGCUAACAUCUCUUUAGUAGAUUCUUCAGGUGCAGAUAGUGUUUUGCCCCCUUCCAUUACUUAUCAGGAUGGAGUCAGUUUGAGGGAAUGGGUAAAAGCUAGGAGAAAUAAGCUAAGUAAAGCUGAAAGCUUGAGUAUCUUCAAACAAAUUGUGGAUCUGGUGGAUUCUUCUCAUUCUCAGGGAAUUAUUUUACAAGACUUGUGGCCAUCUUGCUUCAAGUUGUUGCAAUCAAACCAAGUUGUGUAUCUGGGAACCUCCAUGCUCACUGAUCCCACUGAGAAUGUCAUGGAUAGAGAUGUUCCUGAACUAGAGCAGAAUUAUUCGAAAAGGUCACUGGGGAACAUCAUGCAUACCUCAGUAAGUCCUAGUGUUAAGAAGCUUAAACUUGGUGAUCCUGUAAAUAUUACUACAAGAUGGCCUCAAUUCCCAUCCAGAUCAGGUAUCAGAUCAGCACCUCAAAAUACUAAUGCAGAUUUUGCUUGGCCACGAGGUUCUGGCAGUGACUCAAAUGAAGUACACAAACAUAAUAGUCAGAGCAAAUUUAGCUCCAGUGAGUUUUCCAGAAGCCCACAACCAUUACAGACUUCUGUGAGUUGUAUGUUAGAAGCAAAGUGGUACACCAGUCCUGAGCAGUUAAACAAGGGAGGCUGCACAUUUUCUUCAAAUAUAUACUGUCUUGGAGUUCUAUUUUUUGAGUUACUUGGCUUAUUUGAGUCCGGAAGAUCUCAUGCUGCUGCAAUGCAAGAUCUCUGUCAUAGAAUUCUUCCUCCCAGUUUCCUAUCCGAAAAUCCAAAGGAAGCUGGAUUCUGCCUUUGGUUACUUCACCCAGAACCCUCAUCACGACCAACUACAAGGGAAAUUCUACAAUCUGAAAUUAUGGGUGGGAAAAAAGAAUCUGGAGAUGAGAUGCUAUCAUCUAUUAUUGAAGAGGAUUCUGAGUCAGAAUUGUUGGCGUACUUCUUUUCAUCAUUGAAAGAGCAAAAACAAAAUGAUGCCUCAAAGUUAGUUGAAGAAAUUAAGUGCAUAGAAGCAGAUAUCCAGGAAGUCCAGAAAAGGCAGACCAAACAAUUAUCAGUUUCUUCCACCUCAUGUCAUGAGUCCCUUGCUGUGUGCAGAAGCAGGUACUUUCAGAUAGGGGGAUCAAGCUCAACUACAUGUUCUAAGUUGUCCCCUGUAUACGAGGAUGAUAAGAAGUUGAAGAAUAUCCAGCAGCUGGAGAGUGCUUACUUCUCUAUGAGGUCUAAUAUUAGGCCUUCCAGUAAUGAUGUAAAAAUAUGGAGAAACGGAGAAAUAUUAAAGAAUCGGGAAGGCAACUUUCUGAAAGGUGUUAAUGAAGAGAUGCAUGAACGUAGUGAUUGUCUCGGAGGUUUUUUUGAUGGUCUCUGCAAGUAUGCUCGCUAUAGCAAGUUCAGAGUACGUGGAGUAUUAAGGAAUGGAGAAUUUAAUAAUUCUGCAAAUGUAAUUUGCUCUUUGAGCUUUGAUCGGGAUGAGGAAUACAUAGCUGCUGGUGGUGUGUCAAAGAAAAUAAAGAUAUAUGAAUACAAUGCUCUCUUUAAUGAUUCUGUUGACAUUCAUUAUCCAGUACUUGAGAUGUCAAACAGUUCAAAGCUCAGCUGCAUUUGCUGGAACAGCUAUAUCAGAAACUAUCUGGCCACUACUGACUAUGAUGGUGUGGUGAAGUUAUGGGAUGCAACAACUGGUCAAGGGUUUUUCAAUUUCAGUGAGCACAAUGAAAGAGCUUGGUCUGUUGAUUUUUCUCGUGUGGAUCCUACCACGUUAGCCAGUGGAAGUGAUGAUCGUCUGGUGAAACUUUGGAGUAUUAAUGAGAAAAACAGUAUAUGCACGAUCAGAAACAAUGCAAAUGUCUGCUGUGUCCAGUUCUCACCUUACUCCAGAUAUUUACUGUCUUAUAGCUCUGCUGACUACAGGACUUAUUGCUAUGAUCUUCGAAAUGUUUCAACUCCCUUGCGUAUAUUGGUUGGCCAUGAGAAAGCUGUUAGCUAUGCAAAAUUCUUGGAUGCUGAGACUCUAAUUUCAGCAUCUACAGACAACACACUUAAGAUCUGGGAUCUCACCAAAGCAAGUACAAGUGUCUUGUCAACUGAUUCUUGUAUCUUAACCCUUAGAGGACAUACCAAUGAAAAGAAUUUUGUGGGGUUAUCUGUAGCUGAUGGAUACAUUACUUGUGGCUCUGAGACAAAUGAGGUCUUUGCUUAUUACAAAUCUCAGCCAAUGCCUAUUACUUCUUACAAGUUUGGCUCCAUUGAUCCGAUCUCCGGCAAAGAAACUGAUGAGGAUGUUGGACAGUUUGUUUCAAGCGUCUGCUGGAGACGUAAAUCAAAUACGGUCGUUGCUGCCAAUUCCACCGGCUGUAUAAAACUACUAGAGAUGGUGUAGGAUUGGAUAGAAAAGAAUGUCAGUAUUAAGUUGUUCCUGGCAGCAUAAAGUAAAUCUCAGGAAAAGAUCUGUAAGAUCUCUUACACCCUAAGGGAUCCAUGCAAAUAGACUAGGAGAGUCAGUCUGAGUGGCUUUUGGGUCUCUUUCUUUUCCAACUGUUUCUCAAAUGAGGCGCCGAACAUCCAGUCCAAAGUGAAACUGAAAGGGCAAUGGCCCCGCCCCGAAAUGAUUCUAAAACCCGGAUUCAUCUCUCCAGAAGAUGCAAUUCAACAGAAGCCGAUAAACUAGGGAGCACAAAAGGCCGAUUUUUCGACAAAUAGUUGGAUUGUUGAGAUGUAUGGGUAGGGAGCAGAAGUUGUAAUAUCUUUGAUGUUAUAAUCUUAGGCACACACUGUACAUGGAAUGGGACUGGUGGAAAGUGUUUUGCCAGUAAGCCCAGUGGCAGUAUAUGAUACUGAGCGUGUAAAUGUGAUAGAUAAAAAGAUAAAUAGACGGGCCUAUGUGAGACUGUCACCUAUGGACUAGUUGUACAAUAUCUAUACAUUUUUUGGCAUCAAAACUUUGAUGGGUAUAGAAGAAAUUGGUGUACAUUCACUGUAAAAAUGUAUUGCAACUACGUAAAAACUUCAAACGUCUUCCUCG